Lactuca sativa (garden lettuce) is the source of this 2079-nucleotide messenger RNA. RefSeq names its product pentatricopeptide repeat-containing protein At1g09220, mitochondrial. Gene Ontology annotation, molecular function: protein binding; RNA binding. Gene Ontology annotation, biological process: RNA modification. Lineage: Eukaryota; Viridiplantae; Streptophyta; Magnoliopsida; Asterales; Asteraceae. The record is from RefSeq and is a predicted model, not a curated record.
AUUUAACGAUUAAACCAUUAUAUUUUUUUUAACCUUUUAAAUAAACAAAUUUCCCAGUUACUAGUUACUGGCAAAAUACAGAAAAGUAAAAUGUAAUGUCAAAUUUUAUUGAUUUAGCCUUUAAACAAAUGCUCUUUGGUGAUAGUUCAUUGGCUAAAUCCAUCAGAAUCACCAAACUAAUGAGGAAAGACCACUACAACCUGUUAUCGUUACUACGCAAGCAUCACUGCAACCGCCGAUCGAUUCAACAAAUCCACGCUCACUUGGUCACUACUGCCGCCAUAAUUCAAACACCACCACCACCAAUCAGUCUCUGGACCACCAUCCUCCACCAUUACUCACUUGGGAAUUCCCCCGAUGAAGCUUUUUUGCUCUAUAAGCACCAUCUCCACCCCACCACCUUGUUUUAUGGCGAUAGUUUCACAUAUGCUUUCUUGAUAAAAUCCUGUGCUAAUUCACAUCUACCCAUGUCGGGUUCACAACUCCAUUCUCUCACAUUCAAAUUCGGGUUUGAGAGUCAUGUUUACGUCCAAACCGCUUUAGUCAACAUGUAUGUCGUAUGUGGGCAUUUACUCGAAUGUCGCAAAGUGUUCGAUGAAAUGCCUGAAAGAAAUCUAGUCACAUGGAACGUUUUAGUAACAGGUUUAGCAAAACUCGGUGAAAUUGUGCUAGCGCGAUCUUUCUUUGAUAUAAUGCCUAUUAAGAAUGUUGUUUCUUGGAGUGGUAUGAUAGACGGGUAUACACGAGCAAAUCAACCCAAGGAAGCAAUUUCAUUGUUUAGACACAUGCUUUCACUUAACGAUAAUACAAAGCCAACUGAGAUCACCAUUUUAGCGGUUUACCCUGCGAUUUGGAAUCUUGGGUCUUUGGAGUUAUGUCAAUCGGUUCAUGCUUAUGGAGAAAAAAACGGAUUUUAUAUGAUAGAUAUACGUGUUACGAAUGCUUUAAUUGAUGUGUAUUCAAGGUGUGGAAGUGUGGAGAGUGCUUUGCGAGUUUUUGAAGGCAUAACAAGUGAGAUGAGGAAUUUAGUGUCGUGGACAUCGAUUAUCUCUGUAUUCGCAAUGCAUGGAAUGGCAAGGGAGGCUAUGGAUAGUUUUAAAAGAAUGGAGGAAAUAGGGAUGAAGCCUAAUAGAGUUACAUACUUGAGUAUUCUAAGUGCUUGUAGUCAUGGAGGAUUAGUUGAAGAAGGGUUAGUGUUUUUCAAGAAAAUGGUGGAUGAGUCUGGUAUUGUGCCUGAUAUAAAGCAUUAUGGGUGCUUGGUUGACAUGUUGGCGAGAGCAGGGAGGAUUGAAGAAGCAGAGAAAGUGGCUUUGAAGGUGCCUAAAGAUUUGGAUAAUGAUGUGAUUUGGAGGGUGCUUCUUGGGGCAUGUAGCUCCUAUAAUAAUGUUGAGACAGGGAAGAGAGUCACGAGGAGAAUAUUUGAAAAGGAGAGAGGUUACUCUAGUGAUUAUGUGCUUAUGUCAAACAUCUUCUCUAGUGUGGGUGAUUAUGUUGAUUCAGAGAAGGUUAGGAGAAAAAUGGAUCAAAUGGGUGUUUGUAAACUACCUGGUCGUAGUUCCAUCUAAGCUUUGAAAUGACAAAAAGAUACUCGGUUAAUAGAAAAAAUAAAUUACGUGUAGUAGUAUAAAUUGUCUUAAUUAUAAACUAGACUUCCAACUCAAAUUCUUGAGGUUUCAUAGUAUAACUUAUAAAGACAAACCUAUAUCAUACAUACAGGCUACAGCGGACAUAAGCAAACCCAAAAAAAGAACCAUGGAACAAGAAAAGGGCCCAUAUAAAAUUGGCCCAAGCCGCCCAACGAUUAGACAAACUAUAACUAUUUGUACACUUAUAAUUAGAGAUGCACGUGAGCCUGUUUUAACCGGCUAAUAUCUUUUCUUCAAUUUGUACACUUACUUUUUUUUUUUUCUUUUUUUUUUAACCGUUGUGUUUAGCUAACUCUAACUAUAAUCAUUAACUCAUUAAGCCAUAUAAUAAAAGUCAGUGAACAACUAAUAGCAUCAAAUAGCUUUUUCUCCAAUUUAGUUACAAGGAAGUGGAAUGACCAAAUUGAAAAAAAAAAAAUAAUAAUAAUAAAAA